Molecule: messenger RNA, 2980 nt
Organism: Eriocheir sinensis (Chinese mitten crab)
Lineage: Eukaryota; Metazoa; Arthropoda; Malacostraca; Decapoda; Varunidae
Exons: 9
Coding region: 10-1458 (482 amino acids)
Source: RefSeq, a predicted model, not a curated record
GUGUUUCCCAUGUGGUAUUGGUGUGCUGGAUAUCCCUUCACUGGUAGCCUGGUAACAUAUAGUCCCAGGUCUUUCUCUGCCUCUGUGGUGGAUAGUGGAGUGUUUCCCAUGUGGUAUUGGUGUGCUGGAUAUCCCUUCACUGGUAGCCUGGUAACAUAUAGUCCCAGGUCUUUCUCUGCCUCUGUGGUGGAUAGUGGAGUGUUUCCCAUGUGGUAUUGGUGUGCUGGAUAUCCCUUCACUGGUAGCCUGGUAACAUAUAGUCCCAGGUCUUUCUCUGCCUCUGUGGUGGAUAGUGGAGUGUUUCCCAUGUGGUAUUGGUGUGCUGGAUAUCCCUUCACUGGUAGCCUGGUAACAUAUAGUCCCAGGUCUUUCUCUGCCUCUGUGGUGGAUAGUGGAGUGUUUCCCAUGUGGUAUUGGUGUGCUGGAUAUCCCUUCACUGGUAGCCUGGUAACAUAUAGUCCCAGGUCUUUCUCUGCCUCUGUGGUGGAUAGUGGAGUGUUUCCCAUGUGGUAUUGGUGUGCUGGAUAUCCCUUCACUGGUAGCCUGGUAACAUAUAGUCCCAGGUCUUUCUCUGCCUCUGUGGUGGAUAGUGGAGUGUUUCCCAUGUGGUAUUGGUGUGCUGGAUAUCCCUUCACUGGUAGCCUGGUAACAUAUAGUCCCAGGUCUUUCUCUGCCUCUGUGGUGGAUAGUGGAGUGUUUCCCAUAUGGUAUUGGUGUGCUGGAUAUCCCUUCACUGGUAGCCUGGUAACAUAUAGUCCCAGGUCUUUCUCUGCCUCUGUGGUGGAUAGUGGAGUGUUUCCCAUGUGGUAUUGGUGUGCUGGAUAUCCCUUCACUGGUAGCCUGGUAACAUAUAGUCCCAGGUCUUUCUCUGCCUCUGUGGUGGAUAGUGGAGUGUUUCCCAUGUGGUAUUGGUGUGCUGGAUAUCCCUUCACUGGUAGCCUGGUAACAUACACUCCCAGGUCUUUCUCUGGCUCUGUGGUGGAUAGUGGAGUGUUUCCCAUGUGGUAUUGGUGUGCUGGAUAUCCCUUCACUGGUAGCCUGGUAACAUACACUCCCAGGUCUUUCUCUGCCUCUGUGGUGGAUAGUGGAGUGUUUCCCAUGUGGUAUUGGUGUGCUGGAUAUCCCUUCACUGGUAGCCUGGUAACAUACAGUCCCAGGUCUUUCUCUGCCUCUGUGGUGGAUAGUGGAGUGUUUCCCAUGUGGUAUUGGUGUGCUGGAUAUCCCUUCACUGGUAGCCUGGUAACAUACACUCCCAAGUCUUUCUCUGGCUCUGUGGUGGAUAGUGGAGUGUUUCCCAUGUGGUAUUGGUGUGCUGGAUAUCCCUUCACUGGUAGCCUGGUAACAUACACUCCCAGGUCUUUCUCUGGCUCUGUGGUGGAUAGUGGAGUGUUUCCCAUGUGGUAUUGGUGUGCUGGAUAUCCCCUCCCAAGGUGCAGGACUUUACAUUUUCUUCAUUGAACUGUAGCAGACACUUUUUGUUCCACUCCUGUAGCUUGGUGAGGUCUUCUUGUUGGAAAUCCUCAGUUAAGGGGUUAAUGAGAUUGACUUUUACAGGAGCAUGGACGUUGGUUGAUUAUAAGACUGUCACACUAAAUUUCAAACUACAGUGGGAAGUUAUGGGAAGCAGAUCAUGCAAGGGCAGCGCCAGAUCCAGUCCUCUUGGGGACGUGAGCGAGACAGUGUUUUGGGGCCCCUAACUUCUCCUUCACUUCUUCUCUCCUUCCAUGUUAUAUCCAGUACCCAGCAUCCCUUCUUCCCUUCACUUCUUCCCUUCCUCUCUCCUUCCAUGUUAUAUCCAGUACCCAGCAUCCCUUCUGCCCUUCACUUAUCCUUCCCUUCCUCUCUCCUUCCAUGUUAUAUCCAGUACCCAGCAUCCCUUCUUCCCUUCCUCUCUCCUUCCAUGUUAUAUCCAGUACCCAGCAUCCCUUCUUCCCUUCACUUAUCCUUCCCUUCCUCUCUCUUUCCAUGUUAUAUCCAGUACCCAGCAUCCCUUCUUCCCUUCACUUAUCCUUCCCUUCCUCUCUCUUUCCAUGUUAUAUCCAGUACCCAGCAUCCCUUCUUCCCUUCACUUCUCCUUCCCUUCCUCUCUCUUUCCAUGUUAUAUCCAGUACCCAGCAUCCCUUCUUCCCUUCACUUCUCCUUCCCUUCCUCUCUCUUUCCAUGUUAUAUCCAGUACCCAGCAUCCCUUCUUCCCUAUGGUUUUGCCCACACGCACCUAGAUCUGGCUCUGCACAAGGCUUUAACCCGGUAGCAGCGGGGAUCAUGUUUAUUAAUGGUCCCUCCAAGUGAGAAAAAUGAGAAAAAAUCACCCUUCACACAAACCAUUUCAUAAUAUAUAUCAAAGCAUUUCUGAUCAGAUUAUGUAUCAUCUAUUUUUGGGGGUUUAUAUCAUGGCACAAAUUUGGCCCGUCGCUGCUACACGGUGAAGCCACAAAUUUGGCCCGUUGCUGCUACCGGGUUAAAUACACUACUGAAGGCAAAUUAAUGUGAGAAAGAGAGGAUGCAGAGACGUCUAAUGAACAAAAUCAUGCUAAAAGUUACAAUAGAGUUAGAGUGAGGCAAAUCUAUGGUUUUGUCCACACUUGUGCAUUAGUCUGGCUCUGCACAAGGCUUUAAAUACAUUACUGAAGGUGAAGAACUACUAUGAGAACAAGAGGAGGCAAAGAUCUCUGCACUUAGAAGUAACAUGCAGCUGAUGGGCGGGUCUCAGUAGAUCACGGAGGGCAAGUCAUUCUCAUAAACAGCUGACAGAGGAGGGGUAAGAGCUUUCAGUCCACAUGAGUACUUGCAGAUAGAGUUCCAACACAUUACUGAAGACGAUGGAAAUGAAAAGCAGUCGACAUUAGGUUGUUUACAGUUCGUUAGUACAAGCGGGUAACACAACGGUCUCUACAGAAACGCACACACACACAUAUGCGCUCACAUACACGCUCUCUCUCUCUCACACGCACACACACACGCACACGCACACACUUCAGUA